Messenger RNA from Amaranthus tricolor (Joseph's coat), 699 nucleotides. RefSeq lists its product as uncharacterized. NCBI's taxonomy places the organism in Eukaryota, Viridiplantae, Streptophyta, Magnoliopsida, Caryophyllales, Amaranthaceae. The record is from RefSeq and is a predicted model, not a curated record. Bases 7 to 639 code for a protein of 210 amino acids. The transcript has 2 exons. Gene Ontology annotation, molecular function: nucleic acid binding; zinc ion binding.
UGUCUGAUGCUUGCUUGCAUGGAACAUGAUUUUCAAAAACGUUUUAACAAUCUUGAUGCCUACACAAUAAUCCAGCAACUUAGAACAAUGUUCGAAAAGAAUGCUCGAUUAGAGAGAUUUGAAGCUAAUUGUAAACUUUUGGAAUGCAAACUGGGCAAGGGAAAACCCGUCGGACCCCAUGUGUUCGCCUUGAUAGGGCAUUUUCAAGUCAUGGAAAAGUUGGGUUUUCCUUAUCCCAAAGAGCUGGCCACUGAUAUUGUGAUCAGAUCCUUGCCAGAAACUUUUGAUGCUUUCAGAUUAAAUUUUUACAUGCAAGGAGGGGAAGCAACCUUGCCAGAAUUGCACGGUAUGCUUGUUCAGGCUGAAAGGAGCUUACCUUCUGAACCCGCACUGAAAGAUGUGCUCAUGGUCAGAAAUAAUAAAAAGUUCAAGAAGAAAGGGGCUCCUAAAUGGAACGGCAAUGGAAAGGUAGUUACCACUAAUGCCUCUUCCAAACCAAAGGCUACUCCAAAGGCUAAAGUAGCAGCACUACAUGAGUGCUACCACUGCCACAAGAUUGGCCAUUGGAAGAGGAACUGCCCCGUCUAUCUGGAAGAAAAAAAGUCUGGUGCUUUAUCUUCAGGGUCUAAAAAGAAGUAGAAACUUGAGCAAAGGUGAGGUGGAUCUCCGAGUCAGAAAUGGAGCAAGAGUUGCUGCUUU